Molecule: messenger RNA, 875 nt
Organism: Argiope bruennichi
Lineage: Eukaryota; Metazoa; Arthropoda; Arachnida; Araneae; Araneidae
Exons: 6
Coding region: 227-808 (193 amino acids)
Biological process (GO): maturation of SSU-rRNA from tricistronic rRNA transcript (SSU-rRNA, 5.8S rRNA, LSU-rRNA)
Cellular component (GO): preribosome, small subunit precursor; nucleolus; 90S preribosome
Source: RefSeq, a predicted model, not a curated record
AAUUUUGUUUUCAUUCCAUGCAAUCACUGUUAGUUGCAUAUAUCGGUCAUUCAGAAUGUAAAAAUGCUAUACAAAUGCAACAUCUUUUUAUUUUAAUAUCGAAUCACCUUUUAUUUAUUUUAUCGUUCGUAGUAGCUUUUCUGUGUGUUUUCAUAUUGAAGCGAACUUUAUUACCAAUUUUCAAUAACAUAAAAAAGAAGGAAGAUUCAUUUACUUGAGAGAGAAAAUGGGUAAAGGGAAAUAUCGAAAACGUAUUCAGUCAGUUGCUGGAUCCAAAAAAGAGAGAAACACAUCAUCUGUUUUUAAAGCAUCAUCAUCUUCAAAGGAUAAGGAAGAAAAAGUAUACAUAAUGAAAACGAUUCCAUUGAGUGUUAGACAUUUCCAGAGAAGAUUAGCCAUUACCCCUGAUGAUAUAAAUGAUGAUGAAAGACUUAUCAAGGCAUACCGAAAUUUUGUACAGAACACAUCUGUUGACAAAGGGCAUGACGGUCUGCAUUUGGCAAAGCAAAACAAAAGAGCCAAGAAAAGAAUGUUGGCUAGAAAAAAAUUAGCUGGUGCUUUUGGCAAUAUGGGUUCUUUAGUUGAUGCUUUACCUUCUGUAAAAGAAGACAACAAAAAUAGUUCUGGAUCUGUUAAAGAAAAACCCCGGGUAUGCAAAUCUUUGAAAUCACAAGAAUUUGAAAUGUUGAACGACAUUCAUUGGUACCAUCAUGCUGUACAAGAUCCUUCUUUUCUGGCAGAUCCCUUUGCUGCAGUGGCCUCAAAUAUCCAUCUCCGCCUGAAAAGUGAGCAGAAAGAGUCAUCUUAAAUGUCUAAUUUAUAUAUUUAUUAUACUUGUGUUGUUGUUGAAAUAAAAGUUAUUUCUUAUUUCAUCA